Messenger RNA from Drosophila willistoni, 2720 nucleotides. It is a transcript of the gene Mcm10, whose product is annotated as protein MCM10 homolog. Gene Ontology annotation, cellular component: replication fork protection complex; nucleus. Gene Ontology annotation, molecular function: DNA replication origin binding; single-stranded DNA binding. Gene Ontology annotation, biological process: DNA replication initiation; DNA replication. The record is from RefSeq and is a predicted model, not a curated record. The coding region runs from base 168 to 2495 and encodes 775 amino acids. Lineage: Eukaryota; Metazoa; Arthropoda; Insecta; Diptera; Drosophilidae. The transcript has 2 exons.
CAUCCGCUGUAAAUUCGGGAUUUUCAACCUUUUUUGGUAUUUUUUCCAAAAAGUAUUUUAUGCGCGGGCGGCCAACCAGAUGGCGCCACUGGUAGUAUUUUGGAAAAAUUCGCGGGAAAAUAAAUAGUGAGAAUUAGUGAAAAUAUUAAGAACCUUUAUUUAGCCAAAUGACUCCAGCAACUAACGUUUCGCAAUCAGACAUAAGCAUCGAGGAUGAGGAUGAAAUUUUGCAACUGGAGAAACUUUUGGCCGAAGCUGAAAAAAAAGAUGCAGAGUCAGCAGCUACAUCUGCCAUGAAGACUUCGGCUCCAAAAUUGAGGAAUUGGGAAGACAGCAGUUUUGCCAAUGCAUUAAGCUAUGAGGUAGAUGUAAAGGCAUCUGCAAAGACCAACACCGAUAAUAAGAAGAGGGAGAAAUGUUUAGCCAAAGAGCAGGAAUUGGACUCGUCUGACGACGAGGAAGUUAAAAAUUUUCUUGAAAGAAAGUAUAAUGAAUAUGGAAGUGAUAUAAAUCAGAAGUUAAAGCAACAGAGGGAAAGUGCUCAUGAAUUGAAGGUAGCCCGAGAAGUGGACUCGGAACUAAAGAAGAAGCCAGAUUCAGUGCAAAUGACACCGGAGCCACUCCGUCUAAAAAAUCCUCAUAAUCCAAUUAAGCGAACGGCAACGAGUAGCUCAUUUCAACGACCUGUACAGGAGGCAGCUGCGUCAUCCCCUAUAUUCUCGAAUUCUCCAAUCAGUUCUGCUGUUUACACGGAUCCUGUGUUUGGCUUACGUAUGAUCAAUCCGUUAAUAUCGAGUUCCUUACUGCAGGAACGGAUGUCUGGACGCAAGGCUGUACAAUUCUCGGGUGUGGCGUAUCACAUAGAACGCGGAGAUUUGGCUAAAGAUUGGGUAAUAGCCGGUGCAUUGGUAUCCAAGCAGCCCGUCCGUAGUACAAAGAAAGGAGAUCCCUAUUCAACUUGGCGCCUGUCCGACUUACGUGGUGAGGUGAAAACUGUGUCACUAUUUCUUUUCAAGGAAGCUCACAAAACGUUGUGGAAGACAGCGGAGGGAAUGUGCCUGGCUGUGCUUAAUCCGACGAUCUUCGAAAGGCGUUCAGGCAGCAGCGAUGUGGCCUGCCUGUCCAUAGACUCUUCACAAAAAGUUAUGAUUCUGGGACAAUCCAAGGAUCUGGGCACUUGCCGAGCGGUGAAAAAGAAUGGUGAUAAAUGCACAGCUGUGGUUAAUCUCACCGAUUGCGAUUACUGUGUAUUCCAUGUGAAGCAGGAAUAUGGCAAAAUGUCCCGUAGAUCGGAGCUACAAUCAGCCACCUCGGGUAGAGGAUUAAAUGAGCUAAGAAAUAAGGUGUUGGGCAAGACGGAGGUGUUUUAUGCUGGGAAUUCAUUUUCGUCUGUUCCCGCCCGUAAGAGCUCCAAGCUCAUAUCGAAGGAAAGGGAUCGAUUAAGCAAGUUGGCUGGCUAUGAUGUGUCACCUUUUGCUCACACAGUGAAUCACACCGCACAGCCAAAGAAGCCAACUUCUGCUAUACCCUAUGCUGAUCGUGGUGGGGUCACAUCUCGUCUAGCUGGAGCCGUCGAAGCUUCUUCAAAGCAAAGACAUCAAGAUCUGAACCGCUUGCGUUUGUUAAAAGAGGAAAAUGAGCGUUUUGAGAAGGAUAAGGAACUAAACACCACUCCAAUAUCAAAGCCAACAAAUGCUGCUACCCCCUGCACUCCGCCCAGUGUGCCAGACAAAUUCCAAAAUCGUGGCUUUUCCUUUGAUGCCAGUUCAACACCCAAGCUCUCAUGCAGCGAGAACUUCAAUUUUGAUAUUAAUAUUGGUUCACGUCAAGCCCAAAGCGCCAAACUGAAAGCUUUGGCUCUUCUUAAAAAACAGCCUCUGGAAAAGAUUAAUCCAAACUCCACGCGUGGCACACAGUCGGGCAAACGUCGGGCUAUUGAUGAACUGCAUGAGCAAUUUUCCGAUUCAGCCAAGCGUCAGAAAUUGGAAGAGGACGAUCGAGAAAUGAUGCGCAAGUCGCGGAUUGAAAAAAUUAUGGCCGCCACAUCGACGCAUUCGAAUCUUGUAAAGAUGAGGGAACAAGAUGCCCAAGAGGAAUACUUCAACAAGCUAGAACGCAAAGAGGCAAUGGAGGAAAAAAUGUUAAACACCUUUAAAAUGCCCUGCAAGGCGGUAAUUUGCCAAAAGUGCAAAUAUACAGCGUUCUCAGCUGCCGAUCGUUGCAAGGAAGAGAAGCAUCCUCUGAAGGUUGUGGACGCUGAGAAGCGUUUUUUUCAGUGCAAAGAUUGCGGCAAUCGCACUACUACCGUCUUCAAGUUACCCAAACAAAGUUGCAACAGCUGCAAGGGAUCGCGCUGGGAACGCACGGGCAUGAUUCGUGAGAAGAAGGUAUGUACCGGAAGGGAAUCGUUGUCGGUGCGUGGCGAUGAAGAGACCUUCAUGGGCAGUUUGGCCAGUGGGGCCAAUCUUAAUCUGCUGGUCCCAGAUGAGGAGUAGAUAGGUAAAGUUUUAUUUCUUUCGUUUAAACAUAUCAUUUGACUCUGCAUAUAUAUAUAUAUCUAUUUACAACAUUAUAUUGAUUAAUCAUAAUUAGAAUUCACAAUUUUUGGCAUGCGAUAAAAUUACGGAUCUCUAGAUAAAUAAUAUUGAAUAAGUACAAUUGGUCCAUUUUCCUACUGCUAACGUAUAUCGUAAAUAAAAAAUGAAUAUGCAAGUGCCUAA